Molecule: messenger RNA, 1392 nt
Organism: Panicum virgatum (switchgrass)
Lineage: Eukaryota; Viridiplantae; Streptophyta; Magnoliopsida; Poales; Poaceae
Product: xyloglucan endotransglucosylase/hydrolase 2-like
Exons: 3
Coding region: 401-1294 (297 amino acids)
Biological process (GO): cell wall biogenesis; xyloglucan metabolic process
Cellular component (GO): cell wall; apoplast
Molecular function (GO): hydrolase activity, hydrolyzing O-glycosyl compounds; xyloglucan:xyloglucosyl transferase activity
Source: RefSeq, a predicted model, not a curated record
UUGACAUCCAUCCGAUCGAGCAGCAUCGUCCAUGGCGGUCGGUAGCCAGGUAGGUAGCACUGAGCUGAGGUCAACGCAACGCUGCCAAGCUGAGCUUCCAUGAAGCUGAUGAGCAAACCACGGCCAGCCUAUGCAGCCUGACCUUAGCUUCCAUAAUGGAUCCUAACAUGCCAUUGCCUAGCUCUCAAACAUUCCCAGGAACAUGCCCUGCUCCCUGACAGAGCUUCACCAUGUGAUCGGCCUUCUUCUACAAUCCAUUCAGCAUCCACGGGCAGCUGGGCAUUAUAAAUGGCGGACCCGAUUCGAUGUUACAGAAUAUCAAUAGCAAGAUCAAAGGUUGAGCAGUUCCAAGGGAUUGGUAAUAAUUGCAUAGCGAUCGAAUUAUAGGUAGCCAGCGGCCAUGGCGUCUUCUUCUAGGCACCAUCCCCUGCCGCUGGCGGCGGCGUUGCUGCUGCUGCUGCUAAUGGCAAUGGCGGCUCGGCCGGGAGUGGCGUCAUUGCUGUACGACCAGGUCAAGAUCACCUGGGGCGGCGACCACAGCUUCUUCUACAUGGAGCGCGAGGGCGUCGACGUCCUCGCGCUCUGCCUCGAGGAGACCAACGGCGGCUCCGGGUUCGCCUCCAAGGACACCUACCUCUACGGCCGCUUCGACAUCGACAUCAUGCUCGUCGCCAACAACUCUGCCGGCACGGUCGCCACCUUCUACCUGAUGCCGGACGGCGAGGUGCCCUGGGCGUACCACGACGAGAUCGACCUGGAGUUCCUCGGCAACGCCACCGGCGAGCCGUACACGCUCCACACCAACAUCUUCGUCAACGGCGAGGGCGGCCGCGAGCAGCAGUUCCGGCUCUGGUUCGACCCCACCACCGACUUCCACACCUACUCCAUCGAGUGGAACCCCAAGCACAUCAUAAUCCUUGUGGACGGCACGCCGGUCCGCGCGUUCAGGAACCACGCGGCCCGCGGCGUGCCGUUCCCGACGUGGCAGCGCAUGCGGCUGCAGGGCACGCUGUGGAACGCCGACGAGUGGGCGACGCAGGGCGGCCGCAUCAAGACGGACUGGACGCAGGCGCCCUUCUACGCCUACUACCGCAACCUCCGGGUGACGCCGUGCGCGCCGUCGCCCGGCGUCGCGUGGUGCGGCGACGAGCCGCCGGAGUCGGCGUGGUUCGAGCGGCGGCUGGACACGGCGGCGCUCAAGGAGGCGCAGGCGAAGCACAUGAUCUACGACUACUGCGUGGAUGAGAAGCGGUUCAAGGACAAGGAGCUCCCCAAGGAAUGCAACGCUGACUAAUCAGAUGUAUAUAUAAUGUAAAAUGACAAUCAAUUCGUUGACACGUGUCCUCAUGUGUCUAUAAAAUAAGUCAAUUAUUUUUUUUCUCGAAUACGCAG